UUCGGAAGGAUGACUUGUUAGCGAAUGUAGACAAAUUUAAAAAUAAUUUAAACUCCAAUUUUGAAAGAGAAUUACAAGAAAAUGGGGCUGUUUACGUAUGCGGAUAUCUUGCAAUGCUGCUUUAUUUACCUCGCCAUUUAUCCUGUCACUGCAAAAAGUGCCAGCGUACGUACUGUGUCAUAGAACUGCUGAUUUUAAGUUUUAUCGCAUAAAGUAACCGCAAAAAUUCGUCAAAAUGGCUCCCAAAUUCCCUGAUGAAGUUAAUGUCUUCUUAGUACCCCAUUCCAGAAUGAAGGAUCUAGUGGGAACCUACAUGGACCAGCUUUCCACUACAGAUUUUCGUAGUAAUGGAGCUCUGGAGCAUCUGCUUCCUCUUCUGGAGAAUACUUUUACCGAAUUCAAAAGCCAUGAGCACAUUGAGAACCAAUACAUCAUGGAACGACUAAAGCAAAGGCUUAAACUGGUCGACGUCACCAGCCAGUCUGUUUGCAACUGCCAUGGGGACAGUCAACUAGUUGAGAUACUCAAUUUAUUGCGUGAUGGGUACACCUGCACCAGUAAAUCGAUUUCUGAGAGAAUCAAUUUUGGCUCUCAGCUUCAAAAAGCUGUCUCAGAAUUCACUAAACAAUUCAUACCACACAUGGAGGAGGAAGAAGAAAUUUUUCAACCGAUGUUGAUGAAGUACUUUGCCUAUGAAGAGCUGCUGUUACUCAAGCAGCAAGUCAUCCAGCAGCAUGAGUUCUGGAAAGAAAAACUUCUGGUUCAAAAGGAAACGGCCGAGAAUAUGCUUGCCCUUCUCAACACAGUGGCUUUCGAAGUCACCGAUUAUCGUUCCGGUGACGACGAAGAUUACCAAGAGACUCUGCAAACCCUCGUAGAAUUGACCUGUGAAAAUAUUUCCAAGAAUAAGAUUGUACAUGAAACGAUUCUAGAAGCUAGUUUCGAUGACCUUCCUGAGGAAAUGAUUCUACACAUCUUUUCCUAUUUGAACCUAGCUGAUCGAACGCGCUGCGCUCAAGUAAACAAGCACUGGAACAUGCUGAUAUACUCACCCCAAUUGUGGAAGACUAUAUACCCCACCAACUGGGCCAAAGGCUUUUACGAUUUUCAGUACCGUGAUCCAUACACCUUGGUAGAAUCCGAAUGGAAAACCAAAUCUUUUCUCGACGACGAUGAUGAUAUAUCUACCGCUGAAGAGAUUUUAUCAUCUCAGGCGGAAAAGGAAAUACAGUGCUACGAAAAGUUCGUUUUGAAUGCAUUAGUUCGUAUUGGAGAAGGUGUACAGUGUCUGGUAGUUGCGGGUGGUCUGCAUUUAAGCAGCACCAUCUUGCACUCCAUGCUCGUACUGUGUCCUAAUAUCCAACAUCUGGAUGCCAGUUACACGAACAUUACCGACUUAUCUUUUAAAGGAUUGGCCUUGAAGAAAGCCUGCAUCUAUUUGGAACAUUUAGACCUCACUGGUUGUCGCUUCAUCACCGACGUUGGUCUGGAACGCCUCGGAAACUGUUUCAAAUCGCCAUUGGCUCGUAGUUUUCCCAGUUCUAAAUGCGGGUCAUGUUGUCAGUCAUGUAAGAAUUGCCCGAAGUAUACUGACCAAAUGCCAAUGGACAAUAUUCGCUAUGGUAGCAACGACAGUUUGUUUGAAAACGACGUUUCGUCUCCUGGUCUGGUAUACCUGAGCUUAUCAGGUUGCACCUCCGUUACUGAUUUUGGGUUAGGAUCCUUGUUGGAGGUAACAGUACAGAAAGAAAGUCUACUUUUCUUGGACCUCAGUGGCUGCUCAUUGCUGUCGGGACGUGGCCUUAAAACUAUUGCAAAACAUUCGUCUCGUCUACAACCGGAAGAUCUUUACUAUUGCAACAGAAUUCAAGAAGGCCCAUAUCCAGAGGAAGCAAAUGGCUGCCAAAAUUUGGAAUGUCCACUCAGAGGCUGUUGCUGCUUUGAUCAGUAAAUCGGUGGAUUUUGAAAUGCUUCCGCAAGUUCAUCCUAAUUUUCUUUUGUUCGGUUGUGGAUACUAUUCCUAAAAUACGUUUGUUGGGGAAUUCCAUUUUCUUGAUUAAAGUUUCUAAAAAUGCGCAUUGGCUAUGUGCAUGCUUGUUGUAUUGAAAGUUACGAUUCUAUGAUUUCCAUUCUUUCUCUGGUCAAACAUGGGUAAACACGCAAUCUACUACGUGGAUGAAAUACAAUAAUUUAUCGGA
This is a messenger RNA of Daphnia magna, 2198 nucleotides long. Its product is annotated as F-box/LRR-repeat protein 5. NCBI's taxonomy places the organism in Eukaryota, Metazoa, Arthropoda, Branchiopoda, Diplostraca, Daphniidae. Gene Ontology annotation, cellular component: SCF ubiquitin ligase complex. Gene Ontology annotation, biological process: SCF-dependent proteasomal ubiquitin-dependent protein catabolic process; intracellular iron ion homeostasis. The transcript is spliced from 5 exons. The record is from RefSeq and is a predicted model, not a curated record. Gene Ontology annotation, molecular function: protein binding. The coding region runs from base 236 to 1951 and encodes 571 amino acids.